Drosophila mojavensis is the source of this 1944-nucleotide messenger RNA. It is a transcript of the gene Pp4-19C, whose product is annotated as serine/threonine-protein phosphatase 4 catalytic subunit. Gene Ontology annotation, cellular component: cytoplasm; nucleus. Lineage: Eukaryota; Metazoa; Arthropoda; Insecta; Diptera; Drosophilidae. The record is from RefSeq and is a predicted model, not a curated record. Gene Ontology annotation, biological process: peptidyl-serine dephosphorylation; double-strand break repair via homologous recombination. Bases 232 to 1155 code for a protein of 307 amino acids. Gene Ontology annotation, molecular function: protein serine/threonine phosphatase activity. The transcript is spliced from 3 exons.
UCAAAACGUUCAGCGUAAUAUCGUGGUUCAUUUCUUAGUCGUGUCCGUGCGUGCAAGUGGUUUGUAAAAAUAAAAAAGGUUUAGGAAACUACCGGAUUUAUAUGAGCCUGGCAACCGCGACGAUUGCUGUUGACUUCAGUUGCUCUUGUUCUCUGCUGUUGUUCUUGUUGCUGUUGGUAUCGCCGCUGCUACUGCUGCUUUCGUCGUCAUCCACUUCCCUGCCCGGUUGUUAUGUCGGACUACAGCGACUUAGAUCGCCAGAUCGAGCAGCUUAAACGCUGUGAGAUCAUUAAAGAGAACGAGGUGAAAGGAUUGUGCGCUAAGGCGCGCGAAAUCCUUGUCGAGGAGGGCAACGUACAACGCGUCGAUUCGCCGGUAACUGUGUGUGGUGACAUCCACGGGCAGUUCUACGACCUGAAGGAGCUCUUCAAAGUGGGGGGCGAUGUGCCCGAGAAGAACUAUCUGUUUAUGGGCGACUUUGUGGAUCGAGGUUAUUACAGUGUUGAGACAUUCCUGCUGCUGUUGGCAUUGAAGGUUCGGUAUCCGGAUCGAAUCACGCUAAUACGGGGCAAUCACGAAUCUCGACAGAUAACCCAGGUGUAUGGCUUCUACGAUGAGUGCCUGCGUAAAUAUGGAUCGACUGCUGUUUGGCGAUAUUGCACAGAGAUAUUUGACUACCUCAGCCUCUCCGCCAUCAUCGAUGGAAAAAUCUUUUGCGUACAUGGCGGCCUCUCACCCUCUAUUCAGUAUUUAGACCAGAUACGAAGCAUCGAUCGCAAGCAGGAGGUGCCGCACGAUGGUCCUAUGUGCGAUCUGCUGUGGAGCGAUCCCGAGGAUCAGACCGGAUGGGGUGUAUCGCCGCGCGGCGCCGGCUAUCUCUUUGGCUCUGAUGUCGUCUCACAAUUCAACCGCACCAAUGAAAUCGACAUGAUCUGUCGUGCACAUCAGCUGGUCAUGGAAGGCUUUAAAUGGCAUUUCAAUGAAACAGUACUCACGGUUUGGUCGGCACCCAACUAUUGCUAUCGCUGCGGGAAUGUGGCAGCCAUAUUGGAAUUAAACGAGUACCUGCAUCGCGACUUUGUCAUCUUUGAGGCGGCACCGCAGGAGAGCCGCGGCAUACCAUCCAAAAAACCUCAAGCGGACUACUUCCUUUAAACUAUUAAAUAUGGAAACUAAGGCAAGCUCACUCACUCAAACGAGUUGCAAACUGACAAAGCAUUAAAAACUGCCUAAUUCUAUGGAAAAACAAAACAAACCUGAGAAGGAAAAGUCAAAGGGAAAACAAAAAGAAAUUAAUCGAUUGUAGUAAAACAUUUUUGAAAUAGGAAAGUGAAACAUUUAACAUUAAAUUUUUAACAUUAAAAUUCCGAAUCCAUCUACUGGACUAUGAACAAACCCUUCCUAUGUCCAUAUAUAUUUAUAUAUAUAUAUAUAUGUAUAUGUAUAUCCAGGAUAUGAAAUUUUCUAAACAUAUAUAUAUAUAUACAUAUGUAUAUAUCUAUAUAUAUCUCACGUGCUUUGUACUAUCGUCUAUUUGUUGUCAUGAAUUAGCUCAUAUAUUAUUGGAAACUUGAGCACAGUCCCCGUAUGACACCCCCUACCUCACCCUUUCCCUUCCUAUCCCGAAUCCAACUAUCCUUACUAGCAUUUAGUUUAAUAAGCACAUAGACAUACAUAUACAUAUAUACAUAUAAACGAUGCAUUAGUGUGGCUCGUGAGUCAGGCAAGACAUCCAGGCAUCCAAUCGAAAUCGCAACAACAACAGCAAGAAAGUGCAUUGUAUUAAAAAUGAUUAGAAUGUAAGCUGGAAAUCCUAAAAGCGUGUAAACUAAUUUCUACGUUUACUCACGUUUUUUUCAUAACACAAUCGACAUAUAUAAAAUUAAGCAAAAUAUUAUAAUAAAUAGAAUAUGUAAGGUAGUUUGUAUUUAUAAACAAAUCAAA